Seminavis robusta is the source of this 849-nucleotide messenger RNA. NCBI's taxonomy places the organism in Eukaryota, Bacillariophyta, Bacillariophyceae, Naviculales, Naviculaceae. The record is from the annotation of a GenBank genome assembly.
AUGAACAGCACUAGCCCCAAGAGAACCCCCGAUUCCGAGCUCAACUUGGCAGCUCGUCAUCCUGAUCGACAAACCUUUUUGAAUAUCAACGAGACAGAAUCUGAGCGAGUGCGAAACUGUCACAAGUGCUUUUUGGAGGUUGCAUACGGAGAGGAUCCACUGCAAAGAAUGGAUAUCUUUCCUUCUCCUGUUGUCAAUUCGCCCAUUCUGGUGUUUAUUCAUGGAGGAUACUGGAGGAGUCUGGACAAAAAGAGUUACAGUUUUGUGGCCGAAGCGUUUGUGGCCAAGAACGUCACUGUUGCUGUGAUCAACUAUCGACUUAUUCCUACAGUGGAUAUGUUGCGUUUACUCCAAGAUGUCAAGGACAGCGUGGAAUUUAUCCAAAAACAUGCAACUGACUACAAUGGGAACCCGUCCCAGAUCGCUCUGAGUGGACAUUCGGCAGGUGGGCAUUUGGCCCUGAUGACCUACUUGAUGAAUCCAUCCAUGCAACCCAGUGUUCCAGCGAUAUGCAGCUUGAGCGGAAUCUUUGAUCUCAAUGCUAUCCGACACAGUUAUUUGAGUGACGACACCCUCCAACUAUCACCAGAUGAUGUGGGACAGUUCAGUGCUUCCAACAAAGAUUUGGCAGCCGUCAAGUGUUCUACACUGAUUGCCGUGGGUGGAGGUGAGACAACCUUCUUCGUGGAGGAAUCCAAAAAGAUUGCCAAGGCACGUCCAUCUUUCCGAUACCACGAAUACGACAAUCUCAACCACUACCAAAUAGUCCAUUUGCUGGGGGCGUUUCAGCAAGAUGAUGUCAUGAUUCCAUUUCUUCUAGAGAAGCUACUGGGAAGCAAAGAAAGCUGA